This is a messenger RNA of Empidonax traillii (willow flycatcher), 1775 nucleotides long. RefSeq names its product stimulator of chondrogenesis 1 (gene SCRG1). Lineage: Eukaryota; Metazoa; Chordata; Aves; Passeriformes; Tyrannidae. The transcript is spliced from 3 exons. The coding region runs from base 256 to 546 and encodes 96 amino acids. The record is from RefSeq and is a predicted model, not a curated record.
CUCUUUGAAGCCCAUCCUCUGACCCCUUACUGGAGCUUCCUCUGACCUCUUGUUGGAGAACAGCUCGUCAGUCACAGGCAGAAGUCAGGACAAACAAAGGACUGUUUGUACAGCAUCUCCCAUCAGCCCUCCCUCUCUCUUCUCAUCCCCGCUAGCUCAGGCUCUCUCUGGGUACAUCUAAAAAGAUACAGCUGCCAAGAAAGUGAAAGGGAGUGAAGCAGAAGAAAAAGCACCCUGCUGUGGGAAGCUGCAAAAAUGAAGAUGUUCUCGGCGCUGCUUCUGCUGAGCACCCUCCUGGGUACCCUCGCGGUGCCUUCCCACCGCCAUUCUUGUUACAAGAGGGCCCUCAAAGACCACAACUGUCACAACAUCCCUGAAGGCACGGAGAACCUUCGACAAAUUCAUGAUGGUCUGCAAGAUCACUUUUGGGAAGGGAAGGGCUGUGAGGUGAUCUGUUACUGCAACUUGAAUGAAUUGCUCUGCUGCCCAAAGGAUAUUUUCUUUGGACCAAAGAUAUCUUUUGUGAUCCCCUGCAACAGCCAGUGAUUCAAGUCUGCAGGUGAAGAUAACAGACAUCAUUCUACAAUUGUGUAAUAAUGCUUUCAAGGGGAAAAACAAAACCACCACCAUCUAACCCCAAAAUGGUGCCUCAUCUUACACCAUAGAAAAUUUUUCUUUCUACACCUUUAUGGAAUAUCAAGCACGUAAGAAGUUCUUUCAAAUUUGGUAGCUGACCUAAUUUCCAACGGUUUAAGAGUCUGUGCAAGCUCUUAAGGCAUACUAAUACGCAUAUCCCAGCAAAAAGUAUAACUCUUCUUUCUCAGCACAAUAUUCUCAACUAGUCUGGAUGAAGAAACUUCAAGCCUAAGCCUUCAUGUCAUUAGGAACACGACUCUCACAGCAACCUAUGGCAGUGCAUCUUCCUACUGCAUUCAAUGCUUUUUUAAGCCGAAGCUAUUCAGUCCCUGGUACUUUUCCAGACAGGCUCCCACAUUCUAAUUUAGGCAUCUUAAAAUACACGCACACACAAAAGGCAUGUAUUUCCAUAUUUGAAAAUAUUCCACUGGAAUAAAACAAAAGUCAAAGCUGACAUUAAUGGUAUUAAAGCACACUUAGGUGUUAAUUAUGUGUAACUGGUCACCUGCCUUAACCAUACAAUCCGUAAAACCUUAAAUUACUUAACACUGAACACUGAAAAUACUAGAACAGUAUUUUUUUUAAAUAAGCCUUAUUUGAAAUACGGUACCCCAGAAUUAAGUUAAAAUGCUGGCUUUUUAUUUUUAGGUUAGCCUUGUAAGGAAAUAGCUACAGAGGAGAAGACAUAGAGGUAAUCAUUUUAACAUUUAAGAGGUAGCUAGGCAAUAGACAGAAAGAGGCAUAAAUUUUUGGCUGUUUUUUGCUUAUACUGCAAUCUAUAUUGGAAGGCGUGGAGCAGUGACUGUGUAAGUUUAAGGAAAGCCACCUGAACAAGCCACACUUACAGGCAGCAAACCUGGCUUGUUGCCUUACACAGAAAGACUCCUUAGGUAUUAAGUAAGUCAGUCAUGUGGAAGGUAUGCAGUACUGAAGUAACUAUUCAGUCAUCUCCACUCAAAAAGUGCACUAUUCACUUGAUAGUCUUACACAUUAGACCAAACUGCUACGACCAGUUUACCAGGCUACUUCACGUGCUGGUAUGAAGUAUCAGGGUGACUGUUUUUCUUCCUAUUAGCAAACAAGAGUUAGAUACUGAGGGGGGUGAUUAUACACUGCCAAUAAUAAAUGUUGCAAAUAAA